This is a messenger RNA of Penicillium griseofulvum, 1368 nucleotides long. RefSeq names its product FAD-binding, type 2. Gene Ontology annotation, molecular function: Delta24(24-1) sterol reductase activity; FAD binding. The coding region runs from base 1 to 1368 and encodes 455 amino acids. NCBI's taxonomy places the organism in Eukaryota, Fungi, Ascomycota, Eurotiomycetes, Eurotiales, Aspergillaceae. The transcript has a single exon. Gene Ontology annotation, cellular component: membrane; cytoplasm. Gene Ontology annotation, biological process: steroid metabolic process. The record is from RefSeq and is a predicted model, not a curated record.
AUGGGCGCACUGGUGGCUGCCACCAAAGCCCACGGUUUAGUCCCAUUAGUGGUCGUCGAGUUCCCCAACAUCUCAGUUGGCGGCGGAUUCUCCGGGACAUCAGGAGAAAGUAGCUCUUUCCGCGAAGGAUUCUUCGAUCAUACCGUCAAUUGGAUUGAAAUAGUCCUAGCAGAUGGCCAAGUGGUGAAGGCCUACAACGACCGUGCCGGCCCGGAACACGCGGAUAAGCGCUCGGACUUGUUCUGGGGAACAGCAUCUUCCUUCGGGACCUUAGGCGUGGUCACGCUAUUGGAAAUUCGAUUGAAAAAAUCACAGCCAUUGGUGGAAUUGAAAUACUAUGUCGAAUCCAACAUGAAGGACGCAGUGCGUGUCUUUGAAGAGGCGAGCGCGGAUCCAAGCAUGGAAUAUCUGGACGGAAUCGUCUAUGCACGGGAUAAGAUCGUUGUUUGUGCUGGGAGACAAGUUGAACAUAGUUCCGUUGUAAAGCCUCGAUACUUUACUCGUCGACAGGAUGAUUGGUUUUAUUUGCAUGUUGAACGGAUUGCGAAUUCUAAGAUUUCCGACCGGGAUUCGAAGCCAGAUGCAGUGGACUAUAUUCCUCUGACGGAUUACCUGUUCCGUUACGAUCGCGGUGGUUUCUGGGUUGCACGUUAUGCUUAUGACUACUUCUGUGUUCCGUUCACGUUUCUUACGCGCUGGAUUCUCAACCGAUUCAUGCAUACCAAGGUGAUGUAUCACGCUCUCCAUGUCAGCGGGCUUGGGCGUCGAUAUAUCAUCCAAGAUGUUGGUGUACCAGUAUCAACUGCUGCCGAGUUCCUGGAUUGGUUGGAUCGCCCUGAAAAUUUUGGUCAAUAUCCGAUUUGGCUCUGUCCGCUACCACCAGGAAGCGCUGGUGGGUUGGAAGGACAGUCGGUAGAUAGCAAGGGAGAAAAUAUAAAUCCACAGAGAUCACAACUCCUCAAUUUUGGAGUCUGGGGACCUGCUGCUACCACUGAUCCGGCCGGAUUCGUUGCUCAAAAUCGACAGCUUGAACAUAAGGUUCACAGCCUUGGAGGAAAGAAAUGGCUAUAUGCACAUACUUACUAUACAGAAGAUGAGUUCUGGAACAUCUACAACAAGCCCGCGUAUGAUUCUCUACGGGCCAAAUAUCAUGCACAGCAUCUUCCAUCCCUUUAUGAAAAGGUUCGAGUGGGUGAAUCUGACCUCCCUGGUCCGCAUCGGGGAGAGUUCGAGAGUGGGUGGAAAGGGUGGAUCAAACGUGUCCUUUGGGACGUCUGGCCAUUUUGUGGGCUCUACGGUGUUUACAGAGCUUGGAGAGGAGGAGACUAUCUGUUGCAAAAAGAGUCCACCAAGAAGAAGGCCGAUUGA